Colletotrichum spaethianum is the source of this 1284-nucleotide messenger RNA. RefSeq lists its product as uncharacterized. Gene Ontology annotation, cellular component: membrane. Gene Ontology annotation, biological process: polysaccharide biosynthetic process. NCBI's taxonomy places the organism in Eukaryota, Fungi, Ascomycota, Sordariomycetes, Glomerellales, Glomerellaceae. The record is from RefSeq and is a predicted model, not a curated record. The transcript has a single exon. Bases 1 to 1284 code for a protein of 427 amino acids.
AUGAUUCACCAGCGCAAGAACGAUAAAGCCCUCAGCACCCUCGCCGGGUCUUCCUUCCGACGUCCUUUCCGGCUUUACCUUCCAAUCCUUGCCUCGACAUUAAUGACUGCUCUUGUCGUCUAUGCUGGGGAGUACACCCGCGACCCUUCAGGAGAAGAAGUGCCUCCGAAAGGAAACACUUUUGACGAGCAAAUGCAGCCUUGGUUCUGGGCAGCAGUCGAUCUCAUGAACCCAUUUCGACAUAUUGUCAACCGCGAGAACAUGAGAGGCAGCGAAUACGACGAUCAUCUUUGGACGAUCCCUGUCGAGUUCAAGGGCUCACUACUUGUCUUCCUCCUUCUGCUCAUCUUCUCCCGGGCUAGAAGAUGGAUCCAUGCGAUGGCCGUGACUGGUAUUGCUUUGUGGCCAGUUCAAUCGGGGGACUUGGACCAGGCGCUCUUCGCCAUCAGGAUUUUGCUUGCAGAGCUAUCCAUCGCUUUCCCAGCAAGCCCUUUGACGACAGCGACACCCGACGACGCCCUGCCAAAGCACAACGUGCGAUUUGCUCGCAAGGCUGGCUCAAGCUCUGUCAAGGCUAUCCAUCACGCGAGUACGAUGGUUCUCUUUUUGAUUGCGCUACACUUGCUCUCCUACCCCCAGCUUAAUGCUGCCAGUACUCCUGGAUUCGUCUCUCUCGCCCAAAUGGUUCCGGCAUACUAUCUCGGUAACACAAUUCGUACCCAGCUUUUCUGGAAUUCUGUGGGAUCCGUCAUCUUCAUGUUCGCGUUGAUGUACUCACCUGCGGUUUCUUUCAACCUAUGGUCCCGAUUGACAUGCCGCAAACUUCGUCUCCCAUGGCAGAAAACCAAUAUGGACCUCGAAGAGAACGAAAAGGAGGAGCUUGCAACAGCGUCAUCUGCUAAGAACGAGCCAGCGCCGGAACCACUCCUCCAACGCCUCUUCACCGCAAGGAUAUCACAAUACCUGGGUCAUAUUUCCUAUUCUCUGUACCUCUGUUAUGGGACCAUCAAUCAUAUAGUCGGCAUCAGAUGGCUAGGACCCGCCAGUGCAGCUUGGACCCAGACCGUGGACGAGGCCACAGCUCUGGUGGCUGCGGGAAAUGGCGCUGCGAGCGACGAGCUUUUGAGCCAGGGUUCUAGUGCAUACCGGUAUGCAUUCUUUUGGGGCACUUUGAGUAACAACUUGGCGCUUUUAUGGGCGAGCGAUGUCUUUAACAGGCUGAUCGAUGCUCCAGCUGUAAGACUUACUCGAUGGAAUGGCGAGAAGGCCUGGAGGAAAGAUUAG